CCUGCUGCCCGUGCACGACUACCGGCCAUAUACCUCCCUUCCUGCUCUCCCGCCGUCCUUUCUCAGUCAUGCAGAACGGCACCGCAAACGGCCACCACGUCGCCCGGCCUCUUGUGCCCGGCAUCUUCGCGCCAAUCCCGACGUUCUACCAGCCGGAGACGGAGGAUCUUGACCUCGAGACGCUCGCGAAACAUGUUGUGCGUGCGGCCAAGGCGGGUGUGCGCCCCCUGCUUGCGGGGUCGAUGGGCGAGGGAGUGCACCUGACGCAUAGCGAACGCGUCGCAUUGAUCAAGGCGGCCAGGGUAGCGUUGGACGAAGCAGGGUUCGAGACGAUGCCAAUCAUUGCUGGUACAGGGACUGGGAGCACGCGCGAGACUGUCGAACUCUGCAAGGAGGCUGCAGCGGCAGGUGCAGACUACACAAUUGUCAUCACGAGCGGGUACUUCGCCGGCGUACUUGGAAGCCACAAGAAGGCGCAGAAGGCAUUCUUCAAGGAGGUCUCGGAGAAGAGCCCCAUACCUGUGAUCAUCUACAAUUACCCUGGUGCGAGCGGAGGCAUUGACCUCGACUCGGAUACUAUCACCGAGCUGGCGUCGGAGUGCCCCAAUCUCUGCGGUGUGAAGCUCACCUGCGGCAACGUAGGCAAGCUCACGCGUAUCUGCGCAACAGUCUCCGAGGAGUCGUUCUCCUCAUCGUAUCCCCGGAGUAACCCCGAUGCACCGUUCCUCGUUCUCGGCGGAUUUGUCGACUUUCUCCUUCCCUCAUCGUACGCCAAUGCACAUGGCGCCAUCACUGGUCUCGGCAACUUUGCUCCCUACACGCUCGUCAAACUCUACGAGCUGUCCGUUGCCGUGCACAAGGACUCUUCACUCCUCCCAGAGGCUCAACGCCUUCAGGGCAUUGUUGCCCGUGCGGACUUCACCAUCGCCAAGGCAGGCAUCUCCGGAACGAAGGCGCUCAUGGAGAAGCUAUAUGGGUAUGGUGGCCUUCCGCGUAAGCCCCUCCCGCCCAUCGAGCCUGAGGCCUUUGAGGCGCUCUGGGCGCAUCCCCACGUUCAGGACAUCGUGAAGACUGAGCGGGAACUCAGCGGCAAGACUGCUUCAUAGACGUCUGCGAGAUUAUGUGCCGCGGAGAGUCCGUGCGCUGGAUCGAGGUCGCUAUACGAGAGAUACAAAGCGUGUUAUACACACUGUAUUCUGUACAAUGUAUUCUUUGACAUAUCCCCCAUCAUGAUGAUUAAUGACCUUCACGAG
Molecule: messenger RNA, 1253 nt
Organism: Rhodofomes roseus
Lineage: Eukaryota; Fungi; Basidiomycota; Agaricomycetes; Polyporales; Fomitopsidaceae
Product: dihydrodipicolinate synthetase
Exons: 5
Coding region: 69-1106 (345 amino acids)
Molecular function (GO): 4-hydroxy-tetrahydrodipicolinate synthase activity
Source: RefSeq, a predicted model, not a curated record